CGGGACGGAGCUGAAAUGGGUUGGGUCCUCCUAACUGCAUGGAUAAUUGCCACUUCAGGUCUAUGCAUGUCGAGGGCCUACACACCAACGCAGGUGUUAGGAGUUGUGGGGAGCUCGGCUUUAUUCAAAGUAGCCCCCCCUCCCAAUUUUCACAUCCGGGAGUUCUUCUGGAGUUCUUUGCAGCCUUCCGAAGAGUUGGUAGCCACUUCGCUCAAGGGAAGCCCAGAGAUCCAGUACCGGUCCCGUUUCUAUGGAAGGACUCGACUCCACGACAACUUCACCUUAGAGAUCAAUCCAGUGGAUUUAGAAGAUGCUGGGAAGUUCUCCAUUCUCCUGGUGGACACCACAGGACAUAUGCAAAAACAAACUUUUGAGCUGAAGGUUUACGAUACGAUUUCAAACCCAGUUAUUCAGGUGUUCACCGAAGCAAAGGACCUCAAUGGCUCCUUCGAAACUUGUCUCGUUUUCUUGACUUGCCACGCAGCCAGCAGGACUAACGUCACUUACGAGUGGGCAGGGCUGGGGGGUAAGACCGGCCCUAGGCCGAAGCAUUGGCUGAUGGAGGCGGGCCAGGUGCUACGGACCAAACUGGACCCCAAGGAAGCUCUCCAGGUGACCUACACCUGUACGGCCUCUAACGCCGUCGUCCACAAAUCAGCGACCGUCGAGCUCCGUGACUCCUGCCAACAACCUUCAGAAGGUGAGAAGAAGACCGCACACAGUCUCAGGGAGCUUCUCUUAAUCAUCAUCCCAGUGGCCUCCUUCUUCUUCUUGCUGGCUGUCCUUUCGUGCGUGUGCUACAAACAGCACUCCGGGAAGAAAAUGUUCUACAGAGUUCCCGGAAAUGAAUCAAUCCAGCUUUAGCAGACGGGAAACAUGGAUCUUCCUCGGGUUAUUCAGGCUGAGAAGGUGGAAGGAGUUUUGCUGGGGGAAAAUUCCCUUCUACCUCUCAGAGAA
Molecule: messenger RNA, 957 nt
Organism: Pseudonaja textilis
Lineage: Eukaryota; Metazoa; Chordata; Lepidosauria; Squamata; Elapidae
Gene: SLAMF8
Product: SLAM family member 8
Cellular component (GO): membrane
Source: RefSeq, a predicted model, not a curated record